This is a messenger RNA of Perca fluviatilis (European perch), 2905 nucleotides long. It is a transcript of the gene cdc5l, whose product is annotated as CDC5 cell division cycle 5-like (S. pombe). Gene Ontology annotation, cellular component: spliceosomal complex; Prp19 complex. The record is from RefSeq and is a predicted model, not a curated record. Lineage: Eukaryota; Metazoa; Chordata; Actinopteri; Perciformes; Percidae. Bases 159 to 2597 code for a protein of 812 amino acids. Gene Ontology annotation, biological process: mRNA splicing, via spliceosome; regulation of transcription by RNA polymerase II. Gene Ontology annotation, molecular function: DNA-binding transcription factor activity, RNA polymerase II-specific; RNA polymerase II transcription regulatory region sequence-specific DNA binding. The transcript has 19 exons.
ACCCACACAUACAAGUUUCCGGUGUGGUGUGUGAUGCACGUUCGUUGCUCCCUCUUAUUGUAUUUAGUUUGAGUGUAAAUUGUGAACUUUCUUCAUAACUGCUUGAGAAACAGUCGUAACAGUUUUACUGAAGAAGGAGAGAGCAACAAGCCUCCAAGAUGCCGCGAAUUAUGAUUAAAGGAGGCGUCUGGCGCAACACGGAGGAUGAGAUCCUCAAGGCAGCGGUGAUGAAAUAUGGGAAGAACCAGUGGUCUCGUAUUGCCUCCCUGCUGCACCGCAAGUCUGCCAAACAGUGUAAAGCAAGAUGGUACGAGUGGUUGGACCCCAGCAUCAAGAAAACAGAAUGGUCCAGAGAAGAGGAGGAGAAGUUGCUUCAUUUGGCCAAGCUGAUGCCCACUCAGUGGAGGACCAUUGCUCCUAUCAUAGGACGCACUGCUGCCCAGUGCCUGGAACACUAUGAAUACCUGCUAGACAAGGCAGCACAAAGAGACAACGAGGAAGAAGUGGGAGACGACCCCAGGAAGUUAAAACCAGGAGAGAUCGACCCUAAUCCUGAAACUAAACCUGCCAGACCAGACCCUGUGGACAUGGAUGAAGAUGAGCUGGAGAUGCUGUCAGAGGCCAGGGCUCGACUGGCCAAUACCCAGGGCAAGAAAGCCAAGAGGAAGGCUAGAGAGAAACAGCUGGAGGAAGCCAGGCGGUUGGCUGCUCUGCAGAAGCGCAGAGAGCUCAGAGCGGCAGGAAUCGAUGUUCAGAAGAAGAGGAAGAAGAAGAGAGGAGUAGACUACAACGCUGAAAUCCCAUUUGAAAAGAAACCGGCAUCGGGUUUCUAUGACACCAGCAUGGAGCAGUACAACCCUCUGGAGCCAAACUUCAAACGACUCAGACAGCAGCACUUGGACGGAGAACUACGCAAUGAGCAAGAGGAGAGGGACAGAAAGAAAGAUAAACAGAAGAUCAAGAAGAAGAAAGAGAGUGAUCUCCCAUCGGCCAUCCUGCAGACGAGCGGAGUGGCUGAGUUCACCAAGAAACGCUCCAAACUGGUGUUACCUACACCACAGAUCAGCGAUGCUGAGCUGGAGGAAGUCGUCAAAUUGGGUGUCGCCAGCGAGGUCGCCCGUCAAGCUGCCGAGGAGAGCGAAAGCGGGAACUCGGCCUCCUCUGCCCUCCUGUCAGAGUACAGCGUCACCAACGCCAUGUCCACGGGGCUUCGCACCCCACGCACCCCUGCUGCCCAGGACAGGAUACUGCAGGAAGCCCAGAACCUGAUGGCUCUGACCAACAUCGACACCCCUCUGAAGGGAGGCCUCAACACUCCGCUGCACGAGAGCGACUUCAGUGGAGUGACGCCUCAGCGACAGCAGGUCCAAACCCCCAACACAGUUCUCAGUACACCGUUCAGAACUCCAGGACAGGGUCAGGAGCAGGACGGCAUGACCCCUCAAGCUGUAGGAGCGCUGACCCCGCGCGGUCCAGUGACCCCAGGUUUGACCCCUCUGCGCACUCCGCUGAGAGACAAACUGAACAUCAACAGUGAGGAGCAGCUGGCUGACCCCGCGUACUCUAAACACAUGCAAAGGGAAAGCCUGCAGCAGCUGAAGCAGGGCCUGAUGUCACUUCCUGUUCCCAAGAACGACUUUGAGAUUGUCCUUCCGGAAAACGCAGAGAUGGAACUGGAAGAAACGGAGGCAGAGUCGGGAUUUAUAGAGGACUCUGCAGAAGUCGAGGCACGCAAGCAGGCUAUACGGGAUGCAGAAAGAGAGAAGGAGCUGAAGCUGCGACACACUGCUGUUCAGAGGAAUCUCCCCAGACCCACUGAGGUAAACGAAUCCGUCCUCCGUCCCGCCGCCAUGGAGCCUCUCUUGGACUUCCAGCUGGCCGAGGAGCUGAUCAAACAGGAAAUGAUUACCAUGCUGCAUUACGACUGCCUGCACCACCCGUCGGCCAACGCCGCCAGUCAACUGCAGCGAGGCAAAACCAGAGGCCCCACCUCUACAUCUAACAACGCUUCGCAUAUAACAUACCUGGAAUCACACUCCUACAAGCCAAUCAGCACCGAGGAGAUGGAGCAGGCAAAGGCAGCACUGGCAGCAGAAAUGGAGGUGGUGAAGGCAGGAAUGGGCCACGGGGAUCUCAGCAUGGAGGCCUACAGCCAGGUGUGGGAGGAAUGCUACGGACAGGUUUUAUAUCUACCCACUCAGAACAGGUACACCAGAGCCAACCUGGCAUCAAAGAAAGACCGUAUCGAGAGCCUGGAGAAAAAACUAGAGGUGAACCGUGGCCACAUGACCGCAGAGGCCCGGAGAGCAGCGAAGCUGGAGAAGAAACUCAAAAUCCUGCUGGGAGGCUUUCAGUCCAGAGCCCUGGGGCUCCUGAAGCAGCACAAUGAACUCUGGGAACAGGUGGAGCAGUCAGCCACAGAGCUCCAGACCUUCAAUCAGCUGAAGAAACAAGAGGAUACUGCGAUUCCCAGGAGAAAAGAGGCCCUGCGGGAGGACGUGGAGAGACAGAUGGAGAGAGAACGAGAACUUCAGCAGAGAUAUGGGGAGCUGCUGAUGGAGAGGGAGGCACUGCUUAACAGUGCUCAGAAAUACUGAACCACACAAAUGCUAAAUCAUUCAUACACUCAUGCUACACACACUUAAAUACUCACCAUGGAGACAUUGAUAUCAAGCUAACAGCUGCUCUGAGAAAAAGACACCGAUAAACAUCAAGUUUUCAUGCUCCUCCGCCUUCUGAGUCGUCGUAUUGUGAACCAUUGACAUUUUUUUUCAACAUUUGCGGUAAUUUCAGAGAUAAGCCCCAUCUCAUGUUGCUAUGUCGUCACAAGCUGAGUUUUGAGCAUACUCAGUAGUCUCUUGUGUUUCUGUAUUAGUGACCAAUAAAGCUUUUUUUUUUUCAACAA